GAGAGAGAGAGAGAGAGAGAGAGAGAGAGAGAGAGAGAGAGAGAGAGCGGGAGAGCGAGACCGAGGGAGUAAGAGAGAGAGGUUUGACUUGGCAUCACCCAGAAGAGCAAAAAGAGAUCAAGGACAACCACACAAACUAUCCUCCAGGACAGCAUCCAUCGCUGCAUCUACCCAUCCCUCCUCUCAGCCUCCCUCCGUCCGCACCAGCCGACCGCGGCCCCUCCCCAGGAACAUGAGCUCCAGCGUGGACUCGGGUCUGGACAAAGCCCCCGGUGCCGAGGCCAUCACGCUGUCGUUCACAGAGGACAGCGCUCUGACCGAGGUAGGGACCACACGCUGACGCGUGGCGGCCCUGCAGCGCACGGGCCAGAAGCGGCAGGACGGCGAGCGGCUGCUGCUGCCCCACGAGGCCGCCUACCGCCUGGACUUCCGCGUCCAGGAGCUGGCCUUCACGCGCUGGCACGUGGCGCUCACCGGCCACGGGCGCGUCACCGUCACGGGCAUCUCCCAGCUCUGGACCCCCGACCUCACGCACCUCAUGACCCGCCAGCUGCUGGAGCCCGUGGGCACCUUCUGGCGCAACCCCGGCGACCCGCUGGACCUGCCGCUCAAGUGCCUGGAGGCCGACAUGCAGGGUUUCGGCGAGCGCAUCGCCGAGAUGGCCAAGGUGCGCAAGGUCAUGUACUUCCUGAUCGCCUACAAGGAGGGCGCCACGCCCGACAAGGUCAGCUGCUCGCUGGAGUUCACGCCCGAGUAGUGGGAACCGGUGGACCCCCAACCCCCCCCUGAUGGGACCGGUUUCCUGAGGUCAGCGGCCGUCAGCUGUCCGUCCGGGGGGUCCGGGGGGUCCGUUGAGACGCUUCGCCGUCACCCCCUUUUCAAAAGCACUUCUGAUUUUCAUCCUCUUCUGGACUUUGUUUCGACGUCUUUGCUCAUCGUCUUUGCUCGUCCGUAGAUCUCUGUUCUGCAUGCAUUAGAAACCAUUACAUCUCCUGCCCUGACGGGGGGGGCCGUGUGUAUGAAGGCGACGAGGGACGGCGCGUGCUUGCAGCGUUGUAGUUCGUUUGGCGGCCUGCUAACGUUAAGCGACAUAGAACAAGCUCCUGUUUGCCUCAUUUGUUUUUGAAAAGCAGAUGUUUAAACGGUUCAACGCAUGCAAAAACCGAAUUCAUUCUCGAAAUGUUGUACAUUUGAAUUGAAACUUUGAGAGAAAAAUUACAUUUUUAAUAGAAUUCGAAAAUGAGUUACCAUUGAAACACUUUAAAUAAUAAGGAAGUGAUAACAAAAUCUAAAGUACGUCAAUCUGUUA
Gadus macrocephalus (Pacific cod) is the source of this 1309-nucleotide messenger RNA. Its product is annotated as olfactory marker protein-like. Lineage: Eukaryota; Metazoa; Chordata; Actinopteri; Gadiformes; Gadidae. Gene Ontology annotation, biological process: signal transduction; sensory perception of smell. The record is from RefSeq and is a predicted model, not a curated record.